Molecule: messenger RNA, 2352 nt
Organism: Lates calcarifer (barramundi perch)
Lineage: Eukaryota; Metazoa; Chordata; Actinopteri; Centropomidae
Gene: ppm1ka
Product: protein phosphatase, Mg2+/Mn2+ dependent 1Ka
Exons: 9
Coding region: 225-1358 (377 amino acids)
Biological process (GO): protein dephosphorylation
Molecular function (GO): protein serine/threonine phosphatase activity; cation binding
Source: RefSeq, a predicted model, not a curated record
UUGGACGGCUGUGACUCAGUUUAAAUGCCCUGCAGCUGAGCCCACGAGCUCGACAGCCACAGCGCGCCAGGCGACUGACAGCUCGAGGCAGCUGCUGGAACUCUGGACACCUGUUGCCACGGUAACAGAACAGGCAGGAAAAUUACCAAUAAAAGAAACCUACAGCCCUGCCAGGUGUUCCCUCCUCUGUUUAAAAUCUCCACAGCUGUUAAAGACAGUUAGCCAUGUCGUCUACAGUGCUGCUGAAUCUGCUGCGUUGUGGUCGCGCCACCAUCACCAGACAAUCCUUCCUCACUGUUCGAUCAUCACCAGAAACAUCCACAGCUUCUGCACAGGUAGGUGGGGGCUGUCGGGUGGGCGUACGACAGGCCAGCAGCUCAGUCCGUUUCGACAGUGAUGGCAGUGGCCGGCCAGUGACCUGGGACUCAUUUGGUAUCUGGGACAACAGGAUAGAGGAACCGAUACUGCUGCCCUCCAGUAUCAGAUAUGGAAAACCAAUUCCGCAGGUCAGUCUGUCUCGUGUCGGCAGUGCAUCUGUUCUGGGCCUCAGGAACCAGAACGAGGACCGUCUCCGUUUUGCCCGUAUCCAUGACAACCUGCUGUACUUCGCAGUAUUCGAUGGCCACGGCGGACCCCAUGCUGCCGACUACUGCUACACCUUCAUGGAAAAAUUUAUCAGAGGUGCGUUGGAGGAAGAGGACGAUCUGGAGAAAGUUUUAAAGAAAGCCUUUUUAGAUGCUGACAAAGCUCUUCACACACACCUGAGCUACUUCAACAAUGCCUCCUUCCUGACAGCCGGCACCACAGCGACAGUUGCUAUGCUACGUGACGGUAUUGAGUUGGUAGUUGGCAGUGUUGGAGACAGCCGGGCGAUGUUGUGCAGGAAGGGACGAGCCAACAAACUCACCAAAGACCACACACCUGACCGCAAGGACGAAAGACACCGGAUACAGAGGUUUGGUGGCUUUGUGACGUGGAAUAGCGUGGGUCAGGCUAACGUUAAUGGACGGCUCGCCAUGACUCGUAGCAUUGGAGACUUCCACCUGAAAUCCAGCGGUGUCAUCGCUGAGCCAGACACACAACGGCUAACUGUCCAGCAUGCCAACGACUCCUUCCUUGCUCUGACCACUGAUGGCAUCAAUUUCCUGCUGAGCGACCAGGAGAUCUGUGAUAUGGUCAACCAGUGCCAAGACCCCACAGAGGCUGCAGACAUCAUUGCUCAGCAGGCACUGCAGUAUGGCUCGGAGGACAACUCCACCAUCAUCAUCGUCCCGUUGGGAGCUUGGGGGAAACAUCAGAGCUCCACCAUUGUCUACAGUAUGAGCAGAAAUUUUGUUUCGAGUGGGAGAUGGGCGUAGAUGAAACACACAAACACAAAAAGCACAUCGCAGUGCUCUUUGACUUGAAGGACACAAACAUUUUCAAUCUUUUCCCAAACUCAACAUUAUCCAUAAACUCCCCUGAAUUCACCUGACGACACCCAUCAGUAGUGCUGCCUUUCGUAUUAUUUUUCCUGUGUUAGCUCAUGGCUGACUAGUCAUCAGUGUAGAGUGACUUUUAUUAUAUUGUACAUACAGAGGGGUUUGUUGCCUUUUCUGGUUGCUUUUCUGGUUUUUGCAUCAUAUGCAUUUAGACAAACAUUUUACCACCCCUCAUGUAUUUUUUCAAAAGUGACUUUCAAAAGUAAAUUUAACCUCUCAUUAACCUACUUAUACAUUUAAACAGUUUUUGUCACUAACAAGCUGUAUCAUUAAUUAAACUCAAAUAAAACCAAAAUUAUUUGUAUAAAAAAUACUUUUUAUUUUUAGAUAAAAGUAAAAUGUCAUUUAAAACAAGCUCUGAGUGAAUGACUCUUUUUAAAACAGGGAAAGGGUGAUGAAAAAAAACAACUAAAUGAAAGAACAUCAUGAUUUUGAUCAAUACUUGAAUUUGUAAUGUUACCAAUUUUCUGUCCUCUGACUACUUACAAAGCUUCAGUUUUUUACCUGCCAGGUUGGCUAAAACACAAAAAGUGCUAUAUUUCUUUUUACCAGCUAAAUAAUUAAUGUAAUCACUAAGUUUCAUAAUUUACUCUUAAUGACAUAAAAUUUGGUCUUCUCUGUAGAUGGUGUUUAGAGAAGCAGGGACAAAUAAAUAUAUUGGAUGAGUGAGACCACAAAAACGAAAGCUGUUAAAGAAAGAGUAUUUUUAUAUUUUAUGUACUUAAAAUUUGAUAAAAGAAAAGUAUCUAGAACUCUGUAAUUGGAUUGUCCCUUGUGUCAGUUAUGAACUAGCUCGCUCAAGUGUUUUGAACAAGAAACUGAAACAUCUACCAGUACAGUGAUGAAUAAAGUUUGACAUGUUGAACUGAAA